AUGCAGGUACUGUUUUCAUUGAGCUGUGAGGGUCUCGGAAACGGCGCUCUAUCUAAACUGUUUGGAGUCCGUCGUUCACCACGUGAGGUAGCGCAGUGCAACAGGUCCGCUGCAGUGAAGAUGAGCGACACACUGGCCCGUAGCGUUCUGGCUGAGCGUCUUUUGAAACUUGCCCAAAAGGUUCCACAAGGGAUCCUGCAACCUGACCGAAGGCAAGCGAAGCGACUCGUUCACUUCUCUUUCGAGGAAGUCUGUCGGGUCUUCGACUCGGGGCUCGGUGAUGACGAGGUUCCCGUCGUUCUGUACCGGGACCCCGCGCUAUGGUGUCCGUACUGCCAGCGAGUCCAGUUUUAUUUGGAAGAACGAAAGAUUCCCUAUCGUACUGUCCAUAUACCAAUGCGCUGUUACGAGACGGAGGAGAACCCCAAACCGCGAUGGUACCUAGACAUGGUCCCAAGCGGACUCUUGCCAGCGGUGAAACUUCAGCCGUCCGGUGCCCUGCUCACCGAGUCGAUGGAUAUUAUGGAAUUUUUUGAAGAGCAUCCAAUGUUCAGCCAAUAUCCAGCCGCCUACGCCCGCUCCCCAGCCGAAACACGUCGCAAAACGGAGCUUUUGAGGCUGGAGCGCCGGCUCUUCUCCGACUGGCUUCGUUAUCUGACAGGGUCCACGUUCCUGUCAGAUCGCCUCCGUGAGCAGUUUUUGCAAACAAUGGAUGCUGUGGAGUACGCGCUUCGUGAAUCACCGCGGUUCCCUUUUCUCUCUGUGCUCGCUGAGGGGAACGAGCAUGGACCCGGCCUCGUUGACUGUGCGAUUGCUCCUUUUCUGGAGCGUAUCGAGUACAGCAUACCGUUUUGGAAGGGAAUAGAGAUCCGAGGAAAUGCUCGCUGGCCGCGAUUAGAGGCAUGGUUUCAGGCAAUCGAGGAGCGGCCCUCGUACUUGAAAGCAAACGCGUAUUCAACGGUUCUGAACCUACCUCCGCAAAUAGGACGAUGCACCACCGCGCGCUCCGAGUCUGCAGAGGCUACUCGCGUCCAAGAGCAAGUGCUGCACGAAGCUGAACGCACACCCUGGGUCGAGUACAGCUCAGAGAGCACCUGCCCCGCGACUGUCCGUGAAUCUCGACUCGAGGCAGCAGCUGCGAUCAUUCGUAAUUUCUCUCGCAUCGUCAACGAUAUGCGGAAGCAUUGCCGAGACAACGCGCCGGAUGCGGAUAGCAUUGAGGUAGCGCUUUGCAGUGUUGCACAGGUGCUGAUUCACGGAACCGUUGAAGGCACACCUCCUGUGUCGGAUCCUGUUGCAAGGGGCGCUCUCGAGCAUAUUCGCCAACGAGUCUGCGUUCCGCGUGAUCUCAACUUGAAUGCUUCCAAACAGUUUUACGGCGCUAUCAACGCGCUUCUCGCCAAAAGCAGCGCAACACGCAAACAUUGA
Molecule: messenger RNA, 1428 nt
Organism: Cyanidioschyzon merolae strain 10D
Lineage: Eukaryota; Rhodophyta; Bangiophyceae; Cyanidiales; Cyanidiaceae
Product: similar to glutathione-S-transferase
Exons: 1
Coding region: 1-1428 (475 amino acids)
Cellular component (GO): cytoplasm
Source: RefSeq, a predicted model, not a curated record